UACUACCAGUGUCUACCUGGGGCCGCCACCUCGAGCGUUCUGUCAAGCUCCAGCAGCACUAUCGCCAGUCAAUCCAGCAGUAGUUCGAGCGGCGGUGGAGCAAGUUCUAGCAGCACAAGCUCAGCUCCGCCGUCCCAGACAUCCGUAGCGAACGUCUCCCCGGAAUGGGCCACCGCCUACCAAAAGGCUCAAGCGGCCGUUACUAAGCUCUCAGUGACAGACAUGGUCAACCUCGGUACAGGCGUCCAAUGGCAGAAAGGUCCUUGCGUUGGCAACACUCCUGCUAUCUCGUCUAUACCUGGUUUCAACGGUCUCUGCCUCCAAGACAGCCCUGUGGGGGUUCGUUAUGCUGACGGCGUCUCCGUUUUCCCUCCGGAAAUCAACGUUGCUGCCACGUGGAACCGCACGCUCAUGCAGCAACGCGGAGCAGCCAUGGGCGCAGAGUUCAAGGGGAAAGGAGUAAACGUCGGCCUUGGCCCCAUGAUGAACCUCAUGCGUGUACCCGCUGCUGGUCGCAACUGGGAAGGGGGAGGCGGUGAUCCUUACCUCUCCGGCGAAGUCGCAUUUGAGACUAUUACUGGCAUUCAGUCAUCCGGUGUGCAAGCUUGUGCGAAACAUUUUAUCGACAACGAACAAGAGCAUUUCCGGGAUUCGAGCUCGUCCAAUGUUGAUGACAGGACGGAACACGAACUUUACGGACAUCCGUUCCUCCGCAGCGUCCAAGCGAACGUAGCAGCUGUGAUGUGCAGCUACAUCAACGGUUCUUUUGCCUGCGAAAACGAGCAGACUUUGAGCGGACUGCUCAAGGGAGAGUACGGCUUCCAAGGCUCGUAUUGUUGUAUGGAAACUACAAAAUUAUGGCCAACCGGACUAUCAGACUGGUGGGCUACGCACUCUGGUGCGCCUGCUGUCAACGCAGGACUCGAUAUGACGAUGCCAGGAGACGAGUCUGAAAAUUCCGGGACAACAUACUUUGGACAGAACCUUGUCAAUGCUGUAAACAGCGGCGAGGUCUCGCAAGCUAGGAUCCAGGACUUGGCGACUCGUGUCCUCGCAGCAUGGUAUCUUUUGGGCCAAGAUCAGAACUACCCCGCAGUCAACUUCAACUCGUGGAAUUCCGGCGAGGGCCAGCACGUCAAUGUCUCUGGCGACCACGCGAGCCUCAUCCGGACUAUUGGAGCCGCGUCCCAGAUCCUCCUGAAGAACACGAACGGGGCUCUCCCCUUGAACAAGCCCAAGUCUAUCGGCAUCAUUGGCAACGACGCAGGAUCCAACCCCAGUGGUCCCAAUGCCUGUACCGACCGCUCAUGUGACGUCGGAAUCCUUGCUCUCGGCUGGGGCAGCGGGACGGCGAAUUUCCCAUACCUGGUCGCCCCUGUUGACGCGAUCACUGCUCGUGCAGCGCAAGACGGGACUGCUGUGUCGUCGUCUCUGAGCGACACAGACCUG
Messenger RNA from Phanerochaete carnosa HHB-10118-sp, 1449 nucleotides. RefSeq names its product glycoside hydrolase family 3 protein. The transcript is spliced from 19 exons. Gene Ontology annotation, molecular function: beta-glucosidase activity. The record is from RefSeq and is a predicted model, not a curated record. NCBI's taxonomy places the organism in Eukaryota, Fungi, Basidiomycota, Agaricomycetes, Polyporales, Phanerochaetaceae. Gene Ontology annotation, biological process: glucan catabolic process. The annotation marks the transcript as partial.